Messenger RNA from Strongylus vulgaris, 468 nucleotides. The record is from the annotation of a GenBank genome assembly. NCBI's taxonomy places the organism in Eukaryota, Metazoa, Nematoda, Chromadorea, Rhabditida, Strongylidae.
AUGUCCGCUCAGGAUUACGCGGCAUCCGUGCAGCCCUCUUACUCGACCAAUGCAAACGCUUACAACGCCUAUCAAUGGCCAACUGCCAUAAAUAGCAUAAACACCCUGAACACACUUGGAACCUACAAUCCUUACAAUAAUUACACCACCACUACGACUCCAAUGAACUCAGCCUAUUCGGGUUUUCGAGUUAGCGGUGGUAUCUCGCCUAUCGGUGAGUUGAAAGCUCAGUUCGAUGCUGUUGCUUGGGAAGCAUCGCGGAUUUUUCCUGUAGGUGGAAAUCGAAGUGCCUCAGGUGGCAGUACUGGCACAACCUUAUCGGGUACUUCUGCCUCAACAGCAUCGCCGUCACGAGGCUCGUCAUGUGGUGGUGGUGAUCAACAAUUGACUAGUUCUGAAUUGGUAAGUAGAAGUUCAAGUUUGUUCUCCGCAAAGAACUCUAUUACGGUAACUAUAAUUGUCAAGUGA